Molecule: messenger RNA, 351 nt
Organism: Penicillium manginii
Lineage: Eukaryota; Fungi; Ascomycota; Eurotiomycetes; Eurotiales; Aspergillaceae
Exons: 3
Coding region: 1-351 (116 amino acids)
Molecular function (GO): aldehyde dehydrogenase (NAD+) activity
Source: RefSeq, a predicted model, not a curated record
AUGAAGCGUGUGACUCUAGAACUUGGCGGCAAUGACCCGGCUAUUGUUUUCCCCAACGUUGAUAUCGAAAAGGCAGCAUCGGAAGUUGUUCAAGGCUGUUUUGUGUUCUCUGGCCAAGUGUGCGUUGCCAUAAAGAGGGUGUAUGUCCACGAGAAUGUUUACCAGCCAUUCUUGGAGGCUAUGGUGAAGGCUGCAUCGACGAUUCAGCGUCAACGUGUCCAAGAGCUUAUUUCCGACACUGAAGCAAAUGGCUACACCUUUGCACUGCCACCAAGACCUAUCGAGAGCAACUCUGAAUAUUUUCUUUCGCCGGUUAUUGCCGACAACCCUCCUGAGAAUUCACGCUCUUAA